AUGAGUUCCUCCGUUCGUUCCGUUGUUUCGCAACCUCCACACCCUCACUUGGAGUUGCUCGAUCAUGAGGUUGAAACGACAAGCAAUAUCAAGUCUGUUCCAAUCUUCACGCAUAACAUUGAGGGAAAGCUCCCCAAGACGGAUCGCCCAGAUCAGUACGGACUUCUUGGUUCCAACACUUUAGGAUUAGGGACAUCUCCUCGAUCGGCUAGUAAUGCUGAACAACUGAAAUCUCGGUUGUUCUACAACGUGGCCGCUCCUACCAGCACAUUCAUCUGCGGCAGUCAAGGAUCAGGCAAAAGUCACACACUCGGUACUAUUCUGGAGAACUGCCUAAUUCCAUCGAAGGCAAAUCAUCUUCUCCAUCCCUUGGCAGGCCUUGUUUUUCACUAUGAUACAUUUGUCUCGGAUACAGGCGGAACACCAUGCGAAGCGGCCUCGGUUCAGGGCGGAGGCAUGCCGCUGUAUCUUCACAUCGUUAGUCGCAUACUGCGUGAUAUGCGUAUCGCGCAGCAACAGAGCAACUUGCCUUUUGAUUACAAAGCUUUUAAGACGGCUCUUAGUACAGAGACCUUAACAGCAGGGCAGCUACUGCCAUUGCAACAACGCCUAGAGACAUUGGAAAGCUUCAUGAUCACAGAGCAAAUCAUUGCGAAUGGUUCCGCUUCCAGAUCGAAAGGGAAAUCGAGAGAAAAGGAAAGUACCUCUUCUCAAGGUUCAAAAUGGGACUUGCUUGCCGGGGAACUCACGAUUGUUGAUCUCUCCUGUCCUUGUGUCACGGCUGAGACAGCAUGUUCGCUCUUUAAUAUUUGUCUCAGUCUGUUUCUGGAACGAGAACCUACCAUUGGACGCGUCGUUGCUUUGGACGAAGCUCACAAGUACAUGAAUGACAGCUCCGAUAGCCAGACACUCACAGAAUCCCUUCUCUCGAUUAUCCGUCUACAGCGCCAUUUGGGCACCAGAGUUAUUCUCUCUACUCAGGAACCUACUGUGUCGCCCAAGCUCCUCGACUUGUGCUCCACUGUCAUCGUACAUCGCUUCACGUCACCAGCAUGGUUCGCCACUCUUAGGCGACAUUUGGCAGGUGCUUAUUUAGUUUCUGAAGCUGAUUCGAAAAUCUGCAAUCGAGAAAUGGUAAAUAGCACAAACGCCGAGAAAGAUAAUGAUGUGCUAGGCUCCUUCCCACGCCUCAAUGUCAAGGAUGAAGAUCUUUUCUCCCAUAUCGUCAGUCUGGAAACUGGUGAAGCACUCCUGUUCUGUCCGAGCGCACUGAUCGACAUUAGGGCUGCUCGAGCAUGCAAUUCUAAAUCAUCCUUGAUGCAACUUGGUAGCAGCGCAAUGAAAGUACGUAUAAGAAAGAGGAUUACCGCAGACGGUGGCCAGAGUGUCAUGGCGAACUAG
Molecule: messenger RNA, 1401 nt
Organism: Fusarium coffeatum
Lineage: Eukaryota; Fungi; Ascomycota; Sordariomycetes; Hypocreales; Nectriaceae
Exons: 3
Coding region: 1-1401 (466 amino acids)
Source: RefSeq, a predicted model, not a curated record